Parnassius apollo (apollo) is the source of this 786-nucleotide messenger RNA. The record is from the annotation of a GenBank genome assembly. NCBI's taxonomy places the organism in Eukaryota, Metazoa, Arthropoda, Insecta, Lepidoptera, Papilionidae.
UUGAUUAUAAACUACCCGCAGAAAAAGAAGUCUCAAAAAAAAGAACGUGGCUAUUCAGUCGAGUAUGUUGCCUGUGUCCAAGGAACAGAUAUUUCUACAGUGGCUUGGAAGGACAAUAAAAUAGUCACACUUGCCUCCAGUUUUGUGGGUGAACUACCCAAGUCACAAGUAUCUAGAUACGAUAAGCCGCACAAGAGGUAUGUGACCAUUGAUAGAUCAAACGUGGUGGGAGAAUACAACCGCCACAUGGGCGGUGUCAAUCUCAUUGAUAGUAUAAUGGGUAGAUAUAAAAUAAAACUACGAAGCAAGAGAUGGCAAGUUCGAAUGUUUUACCAUUUCCUGGACCUUGCCAUAUCCAAUGCCUGGUUACUGUACAAGAGGGUUUAUAAGACCAAUAAUACGAAUGGACCACUGCUGUCAUCUGCUGACUUUCGUGAAGAGAUUGGUACGGUGCUAUGUAAGAUGGGGAUAAAAGCACACGUACAACGCCGAAGCAUUGAACCAGACAUCCAAGCUAAAAAACGCAAGGGUCCAGCUCAAUUCGUGCCUCCAGCAGCUGUGCGCCAAGACCAAGUAGGUUACUGGCCAGUAUGGGUCGAAAACAUAUCCGUUGCAAGCUCCCUAAUUGCUCUGGCAAAUCACAGACCAUUUGUGAAAAGUCUGGAGUUGCAUUAUGCAACAACAAACAAAACAAUUGUUUUAAAACGUUCCAUAUUUCAUAGUGGAACACAUUGCAGCAAUGUACCCGUAAUGGCACACUCCCUUUAUUUUUAUUUUGUGAGGUAA